Magallana angulata is the source of this 2516-nucleotide messenger RNA. Its product is annotated as dipeptidyl peptidase 3-like. The transcript has 19 exons. Gene Ontology annotation, molecular function: dipeptidyl-peptidase activity; metalloexopeptidase activity. The record is from RefSeq and is a predicted model, not a curated record. Lineage: Eukaryota; Metazoa; Mollusca; Bivalvia; Ostreida; Ostreidae. Bases 139 to 2319 code for a protein of 726 amino acids. Gene Ontology annotation, biological process: proteolysis. Gene Ontology annotation, cellular component: cytoplasm.
UUUACACAACGACGAAAUAAACAACACGUUCAUGUGUACCGGAAGUACGUAACAAACGGCCUGUCAUAGUGAAAGUAGAGAUUGGAAAGCGUCGCUGUGGCAAGUGCAGUGUUACCAGCUUUAACUCAAGAAACAAAGAUGGUGGAUGUGUCUCAGUAUGUGUUGCCCACAGAGACUAAGGUAGCGUUCUUGGACUGUGAAACGGCCUUCAAAGGACUGACUGACAAGGAGAAACUCUACGCUCACUACAUAUCACAGGCCUCCUGGUACGGUGGGCUCAUUUGUCUGUUCCAGACCUCACCUGAAUCCCCUGGUACAUAUUUGUUAUUUCACAAACUGUUUGGGAGCCAGUCUGUUGAAGAGCUACAGUCUGCAGCAGAGGCACAGGGUGUGACGAAAGAUGAGUUUCAUGCUUUUCUUAUCUAUGCAGCAGGAAUUUUAUCAAACUCUGGAAACUACAAAUCAUUUGGAGACAGCAAAAUCAUUCCAAAUCUUCCCAAAGAAAAGUUUGAGAAGAUUUUGAUGAGUAGUAAGGCAGCAAAGGAAAUCCAAGGUGUAUGGCAGGAGAUCUCAGAGAGAGUUUACUCACUGGUGGACAGGCAGAGGGAACUUGGCCUGGGGAAAAAGGGAACCACCACAUAUUAUUCCAGUAAUUGUGAUCUGGUGGAUGCUAAAGUGGCACAGGAAUUCAUGAGUGCCAAGGACAUCAGUCCCUACAAUACCAGGUUGUUUAAAACCCAGGAAAAUGGGAAAGUUGUUUAUGAGGUACGACUGGCCAGUUCCAGCUCUGCAGAUGGUGAUCUCCCAGGGGUAGGGGCUGUUCUAGGAUCCCAUGACUUCACUCCCAAAGAAACAGGCACUCCCUGUGUGUUUAAAGUAACAAGGGGAGAUUACUCAGAUCUGAUGGCUCUAGUGGUGGAGAAUUUGACCAAAGCUGAGAAAUAUGCUGUUAAUGAGAUGGAGAAGAAGAUGUUGAGUGAAUAUGCGAAAUCCUUUACAACAGGCUCAAUACCCCAGCACAAAGAAGGAUCUCGGUAUUGGAUCAAAAACAAAGGGCCCAUUGUAGAAACAUAUAUUGGCUUCAUAGAGUCUUACAGGGAUCCUUUUGGACUGCGUGGUGAAUUUGAAGGCUUUGUGGCAGUGGUCAACAAGGAGAUGAGUGCCAAGUUUGCUGAACUGGUGAACCAGGCGGAGCACCUGCUCCCUCUCCUGCCCUGGCCGGCCGCAUUUGAGAAAGACAAGUUCUUACGUCCAGACUUCACUUCUCUGGACGUCCUUACAUUUGCUGGUUCAGGAAUUCCUGCAGGAAUUAACAUUCCUAACUAUGAUGACAUUCGACAAGAUGAAGGUUUCAAGAAUGUUUCUCUGGGUAAUGUGCUUACAGCUGGCUACAAGGAGGAUAAAGUUAGCUUUCUGGACCCAAAAGAUGCUGAAUUAUUUAUCAAGCUGAAGAUCCAGUCUUUUGAGGUACAGGUUGGUCUCCACGAGCUCCUAGGACAUGGCAGCGGGAAAUUGUUCAUUAAGAAUGCUGAUGGAUCCUACAAUUUUGACCAAGAAUCGGUGGUUAAUCCAGAGACCAAGGAAAAGAUAACAGACUGCUACAAUGAGAACGAGACUUGGGACAGCAAGUUCUCUGUCAUUUCAUCGUCUUACGAGGAAUGUCGUGCAGAAUGCGUAGGAAUAUAUCUCUGCCUCAGCACUGAUGCACUCAGGAUCUUUGGCUACACAGACGAUUCAGCUGAUGACAUUAUUUACGUGAACUGGUUGUCGAUGGCUCGGUCAGGAUUGCUUGCUCUCGAGUUUUACUCACCUGAGACUGGUGCUUGGAGACAGGCCCACAUGCAAGCCAGGUUCUGUAUCCUGAGGGUGAUGCUGGAGGCCGGUCAGGGUCUGGUGACCAUCACCAAGACGACAGGGGAUGAUGGGAAGGAGGAUAUCCUGCUGAAGCUGGACAGGUCGAAGAUCAUCGGAGUCGGCAAACCGGCCAUCGGAAACUUCCUUAGAAAGCUUCAGGUUUACAAAUCUUUGGGUGAUGUUGAUUCUGGAAAGAAGAUGUACGAUUACUACUCGGACGUUCACGAUCGGGAAGAGCCACAUUUCUUGAGUCUGCGCAGUACUGUUCUAGACAGAAAACAGCCACGGAGGAUGUUUGCUCAACAUAACACUGUACUUGAAGGAGACAAAGUGGGACUGAAGAACUACGAAGCCACAGCCUCAGGCCUGAUUCAGUCCUGGAUGGAGCGAUUCCCCGCGGGGGCGGACCUCGACCAGAAACUGACCAACUUAUGGCAGAAGGAAAAGCCCUUCUUCACGGAUUAAUACAUUCUCCAAGACUGUGGCGGGCCAUUCAGUGGCGACGCUAUCCCGUGAUUAGUGCUUAGAUUAACAAUUUGUACUGUAGGGAGAAAAUCAAUGCUAUAUUUUACACAGACUCAUAAAAUAAUCCGCAGAAAAAUCCUGUACAAAUUUCAUUUUGUCCUUACUCGUAGGGAUGCAAUAAAGAAAUUGGAAUCUCA